AUGGGACCUAAGAAGAAGUGGAACCCUCCUUCACAAUCCAAACCACCAUCGACGGCCAACCACGCAACCACCAGUGAUGGAGGACCACCGAAUACCAGUACUUCCGACAAUCUUCGUGAUGAACAGAGUAAUGCAGAACAGCUCGAUGAGGAUGCGAUCAAUGCUGAAUGUGAGCGGGCGCUCGCUGCUCUUGGCCAAAGAAACCAAACCGAAGCCCUGAAACUCAUCAAAGAAGCAUGCGUUCGCUACGAAAACUCCGCUCUCGUACACCACACUCAAGCCUCUAUACACACCAGAAUCGCUACUCAAAUCGAACACUAUGACGCUUAUCAAGAUUCCUUGAAGAAUGCUCUCGAUUCUGAGGAGAAAGCCAUCUCACUGUCGCCCAACGCGAUAAAGUUAGCGCAUACGAGCGCGAGUUUGCUUUUUCGAUUGUCGAGCAACGUUAAAGAUUACGAGGAAGUUGUGAAAGAAUGUGAGCGAGCCCUAUCGUUGUUUAGUUUACCGCAAGUUGAAAGAAUUUCGCAACAAGAGCUUGAAUUUGUGAAAGAACAAUUGAAGUCGACUUUGGAUAAAGCAAAGAUUGGGCUGAUCGCGACUGGGAUGAAGAAUGUCGGAACUGGUGAUGUUGGGGAGGAGACGUCUGGGUUUAAAGAGGAUCUGUUAACAAACAUUAAGAACGCGUACAAGACUGUUGAAGAGAAGACGAAGAAAAUCGAGGCUCUUGUAGAAGCUGCGAGACUUUUGCAGCAAAGGCCUGAGACAGUUCAAAAUAUUGACGAUGACGCUUUUGGGUUGACUGGACCGCUUGGCAAACUCCAAAACAGCAAAAAAAAAAAGGCUGCUUUGAAGAUGAUCAGGUCAAACACGGGCAAGAUUGGAAAGGUUCUGGAGUUUUGGAACUCUAUGAAUGUGGAGGAAAAGAGAUGGUUGCUCAGACCAAGAAUUAACGAUGUUAGGGUGCAUUGCGCUGAAGUCAAGAGUGUUUUGGCGGCAGAGGAUUUCCUGGGCGCUAUUUGUUAUGCUGAGGCGGCUCAUACUUGGAAGUACUGGGAAUGUUGCAGGCAUGUGGGGGACUUAUCAGGAAAGUCGCAAGCAUUCCUGCCUAAAGAAAUUGAUGCUCAUUCUCUGGAGAUGCUACAAAAUGGUCCGUGGAUGCCUGUGGAUACUUCCGAGGCAUUCAGAAUUAUUGAAAAUCAAUCAAAAGACCCGGAUGAUGAGAAUUGGCCAUUGUCUGAUCAUUCUGAGCGUGCAGAUAUCCUUGAAAGAAUCCGUAGCAAGUUCCUGUUGCGUCUGCGACAUAAAUGGGUUGCUCUGAGCUAUCUUAUGGCAGUGAAGCACUAUGCUCUGAACUUGCUGCUAUGGCAUGAUUUGGAUUCUCAGAUAGCUGAUGAGUCGAAUGUCAAUCAAGAACGGGAAGUCAGAGCAAGAAUUGUGUUACAUGGUGAAACAUUGUGCUUCCUUUUGGAUGAGAGUUUACUGCGUGCUGAGCUUACGUUGUACAGAUAUCCUAAAGCUGUCGUGGAUGAUGCAUCUGCGACAAUGUUUGCUGUUAGUGAUGAUGAAGUUGAUGCUCUGGCAGAUGGUGAUGGUUUUAUAUAUUGGUUGUUCGCUGCGGGUUUUACAAUCGAAGAUGACCUAGCAUCAUGGAAACGCAAUAAAGAUGGUAAGACUCGCCAAGGGAUGGAGAUUUAUCUGAUCCUUAAGAUGAGAUUUUCUGAGAUAGAAAACAAGUGUUUGAGACGAAAUGAGCAUUUGAUCCACUGCGAAGCAUUACAGGCUAUUAAAAGGAUCUGUACUGAAGAACUUAGUAAAAGGGAGCAAGGACCAAGUUAUAUACCUCAAACUUUUGAGUCCCUCUUGAAAAAGAGGCAAGAAGAACUUGUUGACAGGGAUGACGAUAACAGUAGAGCUGAGCUUUAUGCUGUGGGGAAAUUUUUUGAAGAUGAAGUACCUCAAGCUAUGAACGUAAAUGAGGAUUAUGUGCUUCAAGAAGACAAUCGCAUAAGAAAUGUAAUUUUAGUACAAUUGCAGCAGAGUGCACAAGAGAAUUUCGAAAUUGAUAUGGAUAUCCUGUGGACUUUUACCAAGAUGCAGCAUCUGUAUUUCCAACUUGCACAAGUAUCAGUUCACGACUACCGUUUAAUUGUAGCACCCCUUCUGCUGUCAUUCAUGCGGGCACAAGUGGAGGAUCUGGUUCAUAAACAUGCAUUGUGGAAGACAGAUGCUGCACGGGCAGCAUUGUUAGCAGAGAUUGAAUCUGAUGCCAGCAAGAAUCCUACCAAGGGAUACAAUCAGGUGAAACGGAUGGAGGGAAAGUUGAAGGACAAGAAAAAGAAAAAAUACUACAGAAAGGCCAAGGAUUCCAAGGCUGCUAGUGGCAAGUCGAAACACAUGCUACAAGAGACAGAUACAGCACAAGCACCCGGAAGUCAACAUAAGUACAAACUCCAACUUGAAGCUGAGGAAAGAAUGCUUGAAGAGAAUUUGGAGCGUCAAAGACAAAUUGAGAAUGAGGCUAAACAGAAGCAGCUUGCUGAGCAAAACAAAACAGCUGAUGCAAUAGCACCAGAGGUGACGGAAUCAUUGUCAAUUGAACCUCAAAUGCCCAAAGAUUUUGCUGGUGUUCCUAUGAACAAGUUGGAGGGAACUAAGGUCUCCUCCCAGGUUUCUGGUGGAAGGACUGAAGGGACAAGUUGCUCUCAAGGCGAUUACCCAGAUUCUCAGAUUGGUGCUUCUGUAAGUUCUGAUGAAAUUAUAGACCAGGAAUUUGAACAUAGGUAUAAUCUCCAACUUGAAGCUGAGGAAAGAAUGGUUGAAGAUAAUUUGGAGCAUCAAAGAGAAAUUGAGAAUGAGGCUAAACAAAAGCAGCUUGCUGAGCAAAACAAAACAUCUGAUGCAAGAGCACCAGAGGUGGCGGAGACAUUGUUGAUUGAACCUCUAAUGCCAAAAGAUUUUGCUGGUGUUCCUUUGAACAAGUUGGAGGGAACUGUCUCCUCCCAGGUUUCUGGUGAAUGGACUGAAGGGAGAAGUUGCUCUCAAGGCAGAGUCAAGACUGUUUUGCAUACUCUGAAACUCAUGAAGGUGUUAUAUGGUCUUCUUAUCGACAGACUGGAAGGCAAUGUAUCUGGAUGAACAGCUAAAAUACCCAAUAACAAUAAUUUUUGGGAUAAUAAUGCUAUAAAACCACUAAAAAACAGAGUUUGCACAGAUUAUAAGAAGAAUCACUUGACUCAAAAAGAUAGCAAUAAAUGCUCAAUAAUUAUAUAAAAGAACUAACACUCCUCUGGUCUAUCUUUUUACUCCCAAAAAUAUCAUACUUCAAGGAUAUCCUUAACUGC
Ilex paraguariensis (yerba mate) is the source of this 3341-nucleotide messenger RNA. The record is from the annotation of a GenBank genome assembly. NCBI's taxonomy places the organism in Eukaryota, Viridiplantae, Streptophyta, Magnoliopsida, Aquifoliales, Aquifoliaceae.